This is a messenger RNA of Triticum aestivum (bread wheat), 699 nucleotides long. Its product is annotated as probable glutathione S-transferase GSTU6. Gene Ontology annotation, biological process: glutathione metabolic process. Gene Ontology annotation, cellular component: cytoplasm. The record is from RefSeq and is a predicted model, not a curated record. The coding region runs from base 1 to 699 and encodes 232 amino acids. Gene Ontology annotation, molecular function: glutathione transferase activity. The transcript has 3 exons. Lineage: Eukaryota; Viridiplantae; Streptophyta; Magnoliopsida; Poales; Poaceae.
AUGGCCGGCGAAGACAAGCUGAAGCUGUUGGGUACGUGGGCGAGCCCCUGGGCUUCCAGGGUGAAACUCGCGCUCCACCUCAAAGGCUUGAGCUAUGAGAACGUCGAGCAGGACCUUCACCACAAGAGCGACCUCCUCCUCACAUCCAACCCGGUGCACAAGAAGGUGCCCGUGCUCAUCCACAACGGCAAGCCAAUCUGUGAGUCGGUCGUCAUUCUAGAGUACAUUGAUGAUGCCUAUGGUACCGAAGGACCAGUGCUCCUGCCCGUUGACCCCUAUGAGCGUGCCAUUGCUCGGUUCUGGGUAGACUACAUUGACAGCAAGCUGGUCAUCCCGUGGAAAGUGGCCUUCACAGCCAACAGAGAGGAGGAGAAAACUGAAGGGAUAAAGCAGAUGCUGGCGGGGGUGAAGACGCUAGAGGGUGCUCUGAAGGAAUGCCCCAACGGGAAGCCCUUUUUCGGUGGUGAUAGCGUUGGAUACGUGGACAUUGCACUGGGCGGUCUCUUGGCAUUUUUGCAGGGGACUGAAGAGCUAUGUGGUACCAAGCUCUUUGACAUCACCGACACCCCACUUCUGAUAGCGUGGGUGCAGAGCUUCAUCGCGCUGGACGCUGCAAAGGCGGCGCUGCCGGACGUCGACAAGUUGGUUGAGUUCGCAAAGAUUAGGCGGGCCCAAAUUGCUGCUUCUAUCAAGAACUGA